This is a messenger RNA of Coccinella septempunctata (seven-spotted ladybird), 629 nucleotides long. Its product is annotated as low molecular weight phosphotyrosine protein phosphatase-like. Gene Ontology annotation, biological process: protein dephosphorylation. The coding region runs from base 96 to 563 and encodes 155 amino acids. Gene Ontology annotation, cellular component: cytoplasm. NCBI's taxonomy places the organism in Eukaryota, Metazoa, Arthropoda, Insecta, Coleoptera, Coccinellidae. Gene Ontology annotation, molecular function: acid phosphatase activity; non-membrane spanning protein tyrosine phosphatase activity. The record is from RefSeq and is a predicted model, not a curated record. The transcript has 4 exons.
UAUGUCAUACACUUUCGUCUAUGACUAAAUGAUAACCUCAAAUUUGAAUAAUCAAAUAAUUUAAAUUAUUUCAAAUUCAAACUCGAAUUUCAAUUAUGUCUGAACAGAAAAAAGUGUUGAUGGUUUGCUUAGGCAAUAUUUGUAGAUCUCCGAUAGCAGAAGGAGUCUUUCAGCAUCUCGUGAGGCAAAAGGGUCUCGAAUCGAAAUGGAUGGUCGAUAGUGCCGCAGUCGCGGGUUAUCAUAUUGGCAAAUCGCCCGAUCACAGGGCUCUUACAACGAUGAAAAGUAACGGUAUCGCAUAUUCCAACAAAGCCAGACAGGUGAAAAAGCAAGACUUUGAGUCGUUCGAUUUCAUAUUCGGUAUGGACGAAGAGAAUAUUUCCGACUUGGAGGGUAUGGCACCUGCGAAUUGUAAAGCCAAAAUUGGAUUGUUGGGCGAUUAUGAUCCGCAAGGAGAACGGAUCAUCAGAGACCCUUAUUAUGAUAGGGGUGCUGAGGGUUUUAAGAAAUGUUACCAGCAAUGUCUCAGAUCAUGCACGGCAUUCCUUGAGCAACACUCUUGAAUACUUAAAAUGUAUAUGAGGUAUUGGUGUAAAUAAAAUUGUGGGUGGAUUUUUAGAAAGGUGAAA